Anopheles arabiensis is the source of this 12726-nucleotide messenger RNA. RefSeq names its product serine-rich adhesin for platelets (gene shn). The record is from RefSeq and is a predicted model, not a curated record. Lineage: Eukaryota; Metazoa; Arthropoda; Insecta; Diptera; Culicidae. The coding region runs from base 1106 to 10300 and encodes 3064 amino acids. Gene Ontology annotation, biological process: regulation of transcription by RNA polymerase II. Gene Ontology annotation, molecular function: RNA polymerase II cis-regulatory region sequence-specific DNA binding; DNA-binding transcription factor activity, RNA polymerase II-specific; zinc ion binding. The transcript is spliced from 8 exons. Gene Ontology annotation, cellular component: nucleus.
UGCACACACGAAGUCGCAGCAAGCGCGCUCGAGCUGCUCUCUCACGGAAAAAGAUGGCGCACUUACUUGUGGGACGGAGCCGUUUGCGGACGACCCGUUCCGUGUGUGUCUAGGCUCCGCGAACACUUUGAGCUGGAGCAGGGAAUCAGUUUUCCCCCGGCCGUCCGCAGUGUGUGCGUUUGCCGUGCGCGUCUCGCCAGACUUGUGUGUGUGUGCUGUCGCCGCCCGCGCGCGCACCCUCCCCCGUGUGUGAGUAGUGCUGGUGCUGGAAAACCAUCUUCCGCGUGGAAAAAGAGGGGUACGCAUUUCCCCGGUGCAGAGAACGCGCGGGUUUUUUUUUGUAUUGGAACAAGUGAGAAAACAAGUGAGAAGAUAAACAAUAGCGAAGAAUCACUCGAAUAGCGAAAUCAUCCAGCAUUCUUGUUCGAGACGGGGCAGAAUCAGUGUGAGCGAGAGCAGAAUAACAAACGAAACAUAUCGCGUAGUUCAGAGAGAGAGAGAGCGAGAGAGCGAGGGCGAAUCUAAGGGGGUGUAUAUUGCGAGUGCGAAGUACCGUGUGGUUGGUGGCCUGGUGUUUGAAUAUGCGAGCUUUUUCAGCGGGUAGUUUUUGAUAAUUACAGCCGGAAGUAGUGAUUCGCCCCAGCGAGCGUGCCAAAAAGAAGAAGAAGAAGCGUAAGAGCAUGUGCUGAAAGAAGAUUUACCUCGGUGGGGAGUUGUUUUUCAGUUCAGAUAUUCGGAAGGCACAAAAGCAAAAAUAAUACGAGAUAUAUAAUAUUUCGCUCGCCGUUCUAAUCUCAAGUUCCUAUCGGUUGCGUGUGUGUGUCUAUGUACACGCGUGUGUUUCGGUGCAGAGUUCUUCGUGCCAAGUGAGAAGGAAAGCAGCGUCGUCCACAUGCUUGGGCUGUAGAAAGUGCACGAGCAGCAGCGCCGUACAACAUAGCAGCAGGCUCAGAAGCAGCAGGUGAAUUUGUUUCUAUGCUUCAGAGGUGGCCAGAGCCACACACAGCAUCCCAACGAGUUGAAAGCGACGAGUGCAUGUGCAACGGGCAAACAAGUGCAACGGGGUGGCGAAGACACGGCGUAACCAGGCGCAGCAAUCAUCAAGAUGGGCCGCAAGAAAGGAUCGGGCAAAGCAAAAUCUACUGGCAGGAAAAACAGUCCAGAUGUUAAACAAGCCGAUAAAAAGGAUGCCAAAAUUAAAGAUGAUCCAGGUGGUGGUGGACGCGGAGGAGGCGGAGGCAAUGGUGGCGUUAAACCCGCUAUGGAAGUAGCAAACCACCGCACCGAAGGCAAAGCGACGUCAGUGAGUCAGCGGCAGCAACAACAGCAACAGCAGCAGCAGCAGCAGUAUUUGUCCACCGCAGCGAGCACUAAGAGUGAUGGUGGCGAGGACCGUCCGAGUCCUCCAGCGGCAGGGGUAGCAGGAGUAGCAGGGGCAGGGGCAGCAGCAACGCAGCAGACUUCCACGACCAACAGCACCACCAACACGAACCUCAAGUACCUGCACAAGAAGUUCAAGCGUAUCGCGAGCGCCACGCUAGCGGAAGAGGAAGAGCCGCAGCCGCAGCAGCAGCAGGCGGCGACUACAACAACAACAACAACAACAACAGCAACAACAACAUCAUCCACAACACCAUCUACCACCUCGUCCACGAGCACCACAUCGAACGGGCGACCCGAUGCCGUAGUAGAUGCCGUUGCGUCAGCAGCUAGACCGUCGGUGGUGUCCACAUGUUCAGCAAACUCGUUUCCCCCAGCCGAGCCGCCGACUACUGCUGCUACGACGCGAUCGUACGAGCCGUCGAGUGUCGUUGAAGCGAGCGUAGCGGACCGAGUCGCUGAUGAAUCGUCGCAAAUUGUGACCGUGAGGACAGGCAGCAGCAGUGGUGAGACGACGGAAGGCAGUGAUCGCGUGCUCUCCGUGCACUCAGGCCCUCCGUCCACCCCUAGUGUUGCGGUGGACAAAUUCGGUCCAUCGCUAGCACCACCACCACCAACACAGCCGUCAGUUGAUAGGGGUGGGGCUCUUAUCGGUAUCACUGCCGCCUUCGAUUAUCACCAGCAGCAGCAGCAGCAGCUCCACCACCAAUAUCAUCAGCUCCAUCCAUCGCUGCAUCCUGGAGUGGCGGCCGUCGCCGCAUUCCCGCCCCAGUCGCUGCUCGUGCAUCCGCACCAUCAGCUGCUCUAUGGCCACCAUCCUCAGGGGCCAUCCGCUGCGCAACAGCAGCACCAACAACAGCUCCAACAUCCAACCAGUGCAAACAGUGUAGCGGGCAGCAGUAGUGCUAGUAGUAGUAGUGGUAGUGCGAGUGGUAGUAGUAAUAGUGUUAGCGGUAACAACAGCGGUAGUAGCAUUAGUACGCACGGUGCCGCGCUGCUGCCACCAGUGCCGGCCGUACCAUCGUCUGGGACGUCGACGUCCCCAAUCGGCGAGAACUGUGAUUUAGAUGUCGGUGCGGUGAAUCGCACCUCCACCCUCGACAAACCGGUCGGCGGGGUGCAGUACGUGGUGAGCUAUCCGCCACCGUCCCAGCCCCACCAUCUUCCCCAUCAUCACCCUUCCGCAUUGCUGUACGUGAACGGAGCAGCAGGUGGUGGUGGUGGCGCUAUUACUCCGAUCCCGGUACGGUCGGCCAUUUCUUCGUCUUCCGGUGCGUCCUCGGGCUCCCCGUCUCCACCGACGGCCGGGUCCGGUACGCUUUUGAGCACCAAUACCACCGCGAACAGCAACAACGCCGCGGCAGCAUCGACGACGACCAUUAUCAGCUCCAACCACGCAUCGCCGACGGUGGCUGCGAACAGUAGUGGUCCGGCGACCGUCACCGUGACACCCACGGGCCGGUACGUGUGCCCGUACUGUUCGAUGAACUGCAGCAAACCGUCCGUGCUGGAGAAACACAUCCGACGGCACACGAACGAGCGGCCAUUCAAGUGCGACCUGUGCGGGAUCGCCUUCAAGACCAAGAGCAAUCUCUAUAAACACCGCCGCUCCCGUGCACACGCAUCGAAAAGUCAGGGCGAAGAUCCUUCCAGUUUGGGUCUGCUGGACGAGGACGGCGGUUCGCUUGGCGGGUCGGAUAUAGACGAUAAGGAGCUCAGCAACAGUGGAUCGGAAAUCAUGAACUAUCGAGGAUCUCCAAUGGACGAUCGGGUCAACUCGCCCCAGCAAUUGCUGCUGGAGAAGCCGUACAAACCGAAGUUUCACAAUGCCGCACUGUAUACCCGGGCUGAUGGUAAGCCGCAUAUAGGACUUACUUCCGCAUCGCACCAACCGUCUGUAGGAUCGUCAUCGGCACAUGGAGGAGGAUCGUCUAAUGCUACGGCCUCGACAGUACCGCAUUAUCUGAACGGCCAGAACGUGGAAUCACUGGAGCAACACAUCUCCAAGCUGAUCUCGCAGAACGAAGCCAUCGUGGAGGUGGUAGAAGCACCGCUGCAGAAAAAGUACCACAAGAUAACCGGCAUCAGCCGUGGCAUUUCGGUAAGCGGCACAAGCACUCCCGGAUCGACAAGCACUACCGUUUCAUCCAACAUUAGUCACGGCGGUGGAGUCGGUUCCAGCAAUAGUGCAAUCGUUCCGAUUCAACAUGCCGCCGCUAGUCAAGACAGUGCGUCCUCUCGUUUGGCCAAUGCGCUGCUACAGAAACGACAAACUGAAGAGUUGCAACAGCUGCAACUGCAACAGCAGCAACAACAACACCUACUACAUGUUCAACAGCAACAUCAUCAACAGCAGUACAUUAACUACGUACAACAUCAACAUCAGCAGCAACAGCAGCAGGCACAGCCGAAUGUGAUAAACUUGACCAGCAAACCGGGCGUGACGCCGAAAUCGAUGGUCAUUUUACAGCAGCAACAGCAGCAGUUGCCUCCGACGCACGGGUCGUUGAUUGCCCUCGGAGGCAUCCCUCCGGCAGUUGGCAGUCAGCUGCAGCAACCGCACGAUUUAUCGAACGAACCGCACGAUAACGUGGCGCUGACCGGUAGUAACAGUUCCUCGAUGAGCCAUGCAGCCAACAAUUAUCAGCCACUGAAUCUUACUAAAGCCAACACGGCCGAACCAGUGCCGACCAUCGCUAGAGCAACGAAUCCUACACCAUCGCCAAGCGUGUCUUCGUCCUUGCUAGUAGCGAUUCCUGCACCCACGCCACCGGAAGACGCGCCAGACGCAAUUCAGCAUCAGCAGCAGCAGCAGCAUCAUCCUUUGCCUCCGUACCGCAAACGAACACGCGAACCAUCGCCAGUCGUCGUAGCGAGCAGCUCUUCCCAUCCUGCUGCCAUGUCUUUACCCGUGUCGACGGUAAGCAACACUUCCACGGUCUCCGUUGCGUCUAGCAGUAGUUCCGUUGCAUCGCAACCCCCUCACGUUCCGCUACACAUUCAAGUACCGACAGUACCAUCGACUCAGCUAACGUCUGCCGAUCGGCCCCAUCGACCGACACCAACGCCGACGCCACCACUGACGGUAGCCAACCAUCCCCAAAAUCCCGAACGCUCGAUCAUCAAAGAUCUGCUGCUAAACUCGCGUGGCUUUGGCGUGGUACAGAACCCGGACGGUGAGAAUGGUGAAAACCUGUACACCUGCAAAAUGUGCAACUGGUCCUUCCGCGACGUAGACUCGCUAAAGUACCACAUGAUCUGCUACUGUCAGGGUAGCGGCAGCAGCCUGAACAGUCCAUCCGCUUCCUCCAGCGCACCGAUCAGCCCAGUUGGUUCGCCGUCGGCUGCGGCUGCCUCCUACAUCCGCUCGCGGUCCGUGAGCAGCUUGAAAAAUCUAGCCCGUUCUUCGUUAAAUCCGCCCGGCCGCAAUCCAUCGUCACUGUGUAAGCUUGCCAAAUCGCAACUCACGCGUCCGAAGGUGAAACCGGAUAACAUUUCGCUUCCCGCGGCCGAUUCACCGUCUUCCUCGUCGAGCUCAUCGCAGACGGCUGGUCCUGCGGCUUCGGGGUCGAAAGGUGGCUUCGUUGAAACGGUUCAAAAUCCUCUACCCUCACCGGGACCACUGCUCGGCAACACACGCUUGGUGGAGAGUGGAAAGUCACCGCGUAAAGCCGCCUCUAGCGGCGAGGCAAGCGAAGGCUCUUCGAAGCGGAUGCGAGUAGCUAGCUCGGUUGAACCUUCAACUUCUUCUGCGAUCGUGUCUGGCAGUGCAAGCAACACUCUUCAGCUGUUUGGAGGAGAAGUUGAGGUGGUUGAACGUUCGCGUGAAGGUGAGUCAAAACCGAACGACGCUGCAACAGCACCUGCCAACGUGCUGCGCUAUGGAUCGGGAGGAACGUUUAUGCAGUACAACAGCGGCGCCGAGCUAGAAGACGACGAGUCUCGUCAGCGGGAGCUGCACUUCCGUCGAACCCUACACUCUGGUGGUACGCUUGUGGAGAUUGCAAAGCAACAGGAAAUGCCCCCAGCGCCUCGACCCCGUUCAAACACGGCCGUCGCACCGAAGCCAGUGGCAGCACCGCCAACACAUUUCCAUUUUCCACCCAUCAAUUCAAUCACAGCGUACAAUCCGCUAACGCUGCCAGCUGCUCCAGCCCCGGGACAAGCAUCGCAGAUAGUGCACGGUGGGAAGCUGAUACCGUUCGUUCAGGGUAUGCCCGGACCGAACACGCUUUCCUCCGCCGGUGCGCAGAUGGAGCUGAUGCCACCGACGCGUACCAGCCAAGCGGGGCCGAACACACAAUCGCUGCUAACCAUUGUGGUACCGGGAGCGAACGGUCCAGCCAACAGUGGCCACGACUCGUCAGCAAUGCACUACAAAACGCCACACCAAAUGGCAAGUUCCGCCUCGUUGCUAGCUACCGUUGGAUCACGCGGUCCGUAUGCGGUCACAUCAGUAGAACAAGCACCUGCGCCACCACAACCACCGGUCGUUCCCGUGUCGCUGGAACCGCCAAAGAAAGCGCUCAAGAAUGGUCUCACCCGGUCGGAGAUAUGGUCACCGGCGAAGCAACAGUCGCUUGAAUUCAGCAGUCCUUCACCGCCAGCUCCGAAGAAGAGCUUCAACUUUACGCGCAUGGCCGAUAAUAUCAGUCCGCGUAAGAAGGAGACGGUGACUGCAACGAAAGCCGACGAGGUUCGUCACUUCCACUUCGACUCGGUCAUUGCCAAAUCGGACAUACUGAUCAAACCACCGCCACCGCCACCUCCACCACCUGCCGUUGUAUCGCAGGAUGGAAGCUCUUCGGCCUCACAGGACACCGGUCUUCCAGCGCCCCCUUCCAAACCGAACCGAUUCCUGCGACCGAACACGUUGCCCCUCAAGCCAGGGACGUUCACGCCGAAGCGACAUCAUGGUAUUACCCCUACCAACAACACGAUGCCCCUGAUCUCGCCCGAGACGCCGCGCCCGUCGAAGAGCUGCCGGGAGCUUUACUUCAACGGCCACGCGUACACCAACAUCGGGCUGAAGUCGAGCACGAAACCGUUCUACUGCACAGUCAACAAGACGCAACCGUUCUGCUUUCAGACGCAGAAGCCACUGUCGAUGUACAGCAACUGGCAGGUGCAUCCGGAGAACGAUCCCCAUCCGCUCGGGCUGAAGCAGAUCACUGUGAUGUCACUGUACGACUCGAACCAGCACCGUGAUCGACGGUAUGCUAUUGCAGGGCCAAAGACCGUUCCAUUGACUGUCGUAAGCAGCAGCAGUAGUAGCAGUAGUAGCAGUGGUGGCAGCAGCAGCAGUAAGCACAUUGGAGCUGCCGCUCUGUCCUCUUCGUCACCUUGCGUUCGUGUCAGUCCGGUAGAGGUUAAAUCCAACGUGCCCUGUCCACCAAGCUAUGUGCUGGCAGCCCUGGCAUCGCAACAGCCAAACAAUGCAAACGCAUCGACGCCCUCGUCUACGCUCGGUCAGUACGAUCAGCACCGCCGAUCACUGUCACCGUACAGCGAAAAGUCGAAACAAUCGGACGUGCUUACCGGGGGCGGUGGUGGCGAUGGUGGGGCAGUGGAUAGAUCAUCGUCCCGUCAGCAGUCACGCAGUGCCUCGGCAGAGCGGGCUUUGUCCGGUGGGUUCGAAAGCACCGAGGAGUACACGUACGUCCGUGGUCGAGGUCGGGGCAAGUACGUCUGCAACGAGUGUGGCAUCCGCUGCAAGAAGCCAUCGAUGCUGAAGAAGCACAUCCGCACGCAUACUGAUGUGCGGCCGUAUUCGUGCCAGUAUUGUAGCUUCCAUUUCAAAACGAAGGGCAAUCUGACGAAGCACAUGAAAUCGAAGAGUCACUACAAGAAGUGCACGGAGCUGGGAUUGAAUCCGGUGCCGGUGCACGUAGACGACGAUGGAGCCGAUAUCGACAUUGAGGGUGAUCAACAAUCGAUAUCCAGCGAGCGCACGUCGACGAUUCCGGGCGAUUCGGAUACAGCAACGGAUAGUGACGGCGACGAUACUGAUGAUAGUGAGGAACUGAAGAGCCGUCUGCCAGAGCACGAGGCUGCCGAAGGAUUGUUGUCGCUUUCGAUGACACGUCCCACGUCGGCCUGCAGUAGCCUAGAAACGGGCCCACAACCAGGUGCUCCCGGGGGUGGUGGAGGCGAACCCGAAGCAGCUGCAGCCUACAUAACUCAGCACAUCAAUUCGUAUCUCACACCGGAACAACAGCAACGCCAUGGUUACGCCGCUACAGGGUCUCCGAAGCCUCGCGCUCAAUCGCCUUCCGUUGCAGCAAAGUCCGAUCCACCGAGGCGCAUCAUAACGUACGGCGGUGGACCAAAGCUUGAGUUCAAUCUGCUAAAACACGAACAGUACUAUUCGGACCCCAAUGUGGGCAAACGCAGACGCGACGGAGAUCGAUCCUUCCCGUCGGCUAGUGAUGAAGCGGCAGCGCAAGCCGGGGACGCGGAUGACGAGGAUGACACAGCGCGACCUAUUGAUCUGACGAAGAAGCCGCGCACACAGUCGGUGGUACAACAACCUUCUGCCGCUUCUGCACCGCAUCAGUAUGAUCGGGCUCCGCCGCAACCGCUCGCCAUGGUAACGCCGUUACAAUCGCAGCAAGCUCCAAUAGAGCUACACCGCCAAACGGCUCAAAUUCGGUACGAUCGGGAACAAAUACUGCAACCCCAUCCGGUAGCGUACGAAGAGCGUCAUCCUGUACAGCAGCAUCAACAGCAGCAGCAGAUUCAUCACCACCAACAGGUGAUAGUGCGUGUUUCGGAUGUGCUGGCGCCAAUAACCGGUGCAGCCAAUCUGCUAACGACGCUCGUGUCAAACACGGACAAAAUCCCGUUCGCAAUGGGACCGUUCGAACCGACCGGAGGGGCAACACCCGGCGGUGCCGGUGUCGAUGAGAAUGCAUACUUCCACGAGUACUUGAAAGAGCGUGCACUGCAGGACACCCGCAUCAAGCAGAGUCAGAUGAAACCGAGCACAAUUGCUGGAGGCAUCGCGAUGCGUGACAGUCAUCUGCAGGAUCCACUGGCGAAUCAUUCGAUACACGAGGAGGUGUACAGGAUUGUUCCACAGGUGGCUGUUCCGAUCAUUGCCGCAAAGGCUACACCACCACCGGCAGUAAUUCCACCACCUGCCUUAGGCGCUACAAUACCUCCCAGCUGCCCACCGACUCCCACCAGUGUAGCAAACAGUGCAGUUUCGGUUGCUGCUCCGACAGUUGCAACGACAUCCACCGAGCGCGUGUAUCGAAUCUUCAGUGGAAAGAACGAGCGUCAUCGAGCGUCACCACUGGCCGUGGAAAGUGUAGCCCGUACCGAAGCGAAGAGUCCCUCAUUGGCACUUGUGGAGCAGGAUAAAAACAAACCGUCCGGUGAGAUAGCUGUGCCUUCCAGCAUCCCGACCGUUGCUUCCUCCCGCAAUGACUGUCCGCUGGUGUCGGAGAAUGCCUCACCGAUGGACACACUGGCCGAAAUAGCAGCGGGCUCGGUAAAACUCGACGUUACACGAGCGCAACCGAUCGUCGAGCCGGAACCAACGGCCACCUCGCGUCCUAGAUGCAACAGUACAAAUUCUACCAGCACAAAGGUACUGCCAACAGUCCCACUAGUGCCUGAAAGUGCCAAAACGCUCGCUUCCGAGUACCUGAAGCUGGCUCAAGCGGUGACAAACGUACGCAAGCGUACCGAAAGUGAAAGCGCCGUGGGAACGCUCGGAACUGCCGGCUCUUCUGACCAGGAAGCGGUGUCGGACGGUGUACCAACCUCGGUACCUUCUGUCGCUGCUUCUACGACAGCUCAGCAACAGCCAUCAGCCGCCGGCAGUCUUCUACCACCAGUUCCGCCGACAGUUGCUGGACCGGCGCAAGGAGGAAGCAGCACGGGCGACGUCGGCGCAAGUCUCGUUGCCCCGGCCCGUAAGGUGGUGGUGGUCGGUGAGGAAAGCUUCAAGACGGCCGGUGUUCGAGGUGGCGCGGGUGGUGAGUUUGUCGGCACACCGCCGACCGCCUUCACGCCCAUGCACCAGGAAGAUGGUGGCCGGCCGGUGUGCGAGAUCUGCAACAAAAAGUUCCACAAGCUGUCCCAGCUGAGCAUUCAUAUGAACAUCCACUACAUGGAGCGGAAGUAUCGGUGCGAGCCGUGCGGUACCAGCUUCCGGUCCCAGGGGCUCUAUCUGAAGCACGAACGUUCGGCGACGCAUCGCAACAAGGUGUCGAUGACGACUACGUUUGGCGUGGCGACGGACAGCAACCCGCGGCCGUUCUAUUGCCGGGACUGUGAGGUCGGGUUCCGCAUUCACGGCCACCUGGCGAAGCAUCUGCGCUCGAAGAUGCACGUGCUGAAGCUGGAGUGUCUGGGCAAGCUGCCGUUCGGGACGUAUACCGAGAUCGAGCGGUCCGGCACGAAUCUGACCGAGAUCGACACAUCGGACUGUGAGAAUUCGUUGUCCAGCCUGAAGCGGCUCGCGACGCGCCUCAAUGUGAAGGAUCCGGCAAAGGUUCUUCCCGGUGGAGGCGGAAAUGGAUCGCACGGAGGUGGUAGCAGCAGCAGUAGCAGCAGUUCUUCCAGCAGUAGUGGUGGCGCUGGCACAGCCGGGGGCACGAGCGGGAACGAAACGGAUAGCUGUGAAGAUAACGAAGAAGACGCGGCCCAGCCGUCGCUGUUGAAUGCGAAUGGGGUGAAUGGCAGUGCUGCUGCUGAACGGGACGACGACCAGCGCAACAUAAACAACAAUGUGAAGCGAAAAGCCGACGACAAGCCGGGCUCGGAUGAGGCGGCCACCGAGAUGAAACGGGCUCGAUAUGGAGCGGAAGGAAUGGAAGGGGGUGUGUCGGUACUGCAGCAAGCUCCCGUCGGCGGUACCUCGAACCAUGCUCUGUCGGUAGAGGGAGCUGCGGCGAAUAGCAAUUGCUAGCAUCGUCCAAGUAGGCAUGCGGUUGGAUGAGGCAACACCAGUAACUAUGACUACUACUACUACUACUAAUGAUUAGUACAAGCACCACCACCCCCACUGCAUGCGAAGAGAAGGAAAAGUGGUGUUGGUGGUGGACCGUGAUGCAGUUUUAGUUCGAUAAGUAACUAUGUGUAACUAUAGCGUUUUGUGCCAAGCAAACCAUGAAGUGGAUUUUAAUUGCGAGUUUAGUGAUUACUUUAGCGUGGUAGUGUUUGGGCGAAAGGGCCCCGGACACGUUGAUUUGAUCAAUCUGUUGUCGAAUAGUUUUAUAGAAGAAUAGGGGACAACACAAACACACACACAGAAACAUAAAAACAGCCAAGAAAGGUCCGGUUUUUACAAAAGGUAGAAGAUAUGUAAUACCCCUGCGCGUUUAGAUUUCGAAUCUGAAAACAUAGCUAGAACCACCACACGAAGUACGUAAAGAAGCAGCGAAUUGAAACAAGUUAUCGAGAACCAAGGAGACCUGUCUAGUAGAAGAAACCGAACAGCUCGAACAGGAGAAGCGAAGCGGUACAUGAAGUAAAAGAGAAACUAAACAAAGUGAAGCAUAUCGUUUAUUAACCCACUCUCGGAAGUAGAAGGAUGUACCAGAGCAUAGUAGUGUAGCGGAAUGUCCGUUUUUAACUAUGAGAGUAUUCUUGUCGUGUGGCGGGAUCGAUGUAUGCUCACACGAAUCUGAAACCACCACGAGGAUUUGCAGACCAACGUAUAUACAUCUAUUUUCUUGAAUAACUCCUGAUAUAGAGAGAGAGAGAGGAUACCAACUACCAGGUACACACUUAUAUAUAUAUACAUACAUACAUACAUAUAACAACGUACAUCUAAUCCAAACUUUAUAUACAAGAAAUGCGUAUGUACCAAUUGUAUACAACUAUUUUUAUACGGGCAUACCUGGUUUUUUGCGUUCCAUGCUCUCACCUUGGCUGAGAAGGGGAGCUUUUAUUUUGGUACAACAGUUUAGAAACAAACAAAAAACAACCUACAGAACAGUUUUUUGUAUUUUUGUACCUCCAGUUCGCGCACACUCUUUGCGUGUGUGGAAAAUUGAACAUUCACUGUCCACCCAGUGGGCUUCGGUCUUGUCUAGCAUAUCAGAAACACUUGAACGACCACAAAUAAGAAAUCUACAUGAUGAUUGAUGAUCAUGAUGAUAGGUAGAGAUGAUAUAUUAUUUUAUCGCACUUUUUUUUUUAUUUUCCCUCGAUGCGAUGCGUUUCAACAGGCUGGGAACUGUGUUUGCUUGUUUUCGAUUCUGUUUUUUUAAAUAUAUUUGUCUUCCAUAUGCACUUGGUGCAAAGCCCAUAACUCGCUGACUCGCUGGGUUUAAUUUGUUCGGGUUAGGGAACGUUGUGAAGAAAGUUCGUUCCUUUCCGUUCCGUUCUGUGGGAAGGCCAAUCAUUUCAUUUUGGGCCAACAUUUCAUCCGGGUUUCUUCGUUUUUCGGUAUAAUGAUUGUAGUUCGACACUGGAAAGAGGAGCUCUAGUAAAGUGCAGCACACAUACACGCCACGCCAUAUUAAAUCUAAACGUAAUAUCAAAAAAGGGUUACACACCUGUGCAAAACGAUGUAAGAAGGAAGGAUAGAGUGUGUGUAAAAUAAAACUAGCCACGAAACAAGUUAUGCUAGCGUAAUCGGUAAGCAUUAAACGUUAAACGAUUAUAAAACAACAAAAAAACGUGUCAAAACUGGAAAUGAAUGGAACAAAAUGAUAUAUAUAGAGGUUAAGCAAUAGAAAAGAUAAAAAGUGGUAGAUAAUAAGAAACUCUACUGAUUGAUUUUUACACAAACACAAUACGCGCGAAUUUAUAGGCGCAUCACGAGCAGCAAACAGACAGGAACAAUAGACACAGAAGUGGAGAAGGAAAAACCCGAUCAACCGAUUGCUUCCAGUGCAGGCAUACCUUUUUUGUAAUCGUUUAUUUAUCACGAAACCUUCCCGAAAAGAAAAACAAAUUUCAUAAGAAAACGUACACUUUUUUAUUAUUACAAGGUAACAGAGGGAACACACCACACCACUCUGACUGGUUAAACCACCUGAAGCUCGGAGUGAUGCGACAGUGACCCAGUCCUGGCCACAAACAAGAGAGGAUAUAUACAACCCCGGGCAUACACGUAUAAUAUACAGAACAUACACACAUUUUGUAACACGAAAAUUACACACCUGCUCUGUCGCUGAUGGAUGGGUUUGGUUGAAGGACUUUCCUCAAAAUCAGUGACGAUACAGUAGAAAAGUAAAAGAAAAGAAAAAACAAAACGAUAACACAAGAAUGCAUCCUAUCAGCUAAGCCCCAUCUUUCUAUUGUAUAAGUGGAUUUAAAUGAUAUAUACAGAAAAAUCGAACACUCGCCGUGGUUAAAACAGAAUAUACGAAAAGAAAACAAAAA